Messenger RNA from Zea mays, 1077 nucleotides. RefSeq names its product putative ripening-related protein 5. NCBI's taxonomy places the organism in Eukaryota, Viridiplantae, Streptophyta, Magnoliopsida, Poales, Poaceae. The coding region runs from base 290 to 871 and encodes 193 amino acids. The record is from RefSeq and is a predicted model, not a curated record. The transcript has a single exon.
ACAUCUGGAGUAGUCGGAGAACGGAUUGCCGUCUCGGGAAAUGGCAUCCACUCAAAACCAUUCCGUACGCCAUGGUGCGUCAGUGCAAAUUUCAUACUACUAAUGUAACAAGAGGGCACGGCCACUAUAUAUAAUCCCAUGCACGAGUAAUCUAACAAAACCAUCAAGCAAAGCAGAGCACAAGAAAGAAAGAAAGAAAGAAAGAAAGAAAGGAAGGAAGGAAGGAAGGAAAAAGAACAGAGUGAGAAGGGGCUCGAUCCUCGAGCACAAAAUCUGCAGGCAAGCAAAGAUGGCCGGUGUAGGAGCUGUAGCCGCCGCCAUGUUCAUGUUCCUCCUGGUCGCGCUCUCCGCACCCCACACGGCGUCCUCUCUCCGCCCUGGCGCCAGCCUCGGCACGUGCCGCGCCAGCGGGUACCUCCCGGGCCGCUCCGGCAACUGCGAGAAGAGCAACGACCCGGACUGCUGCGAGGACGGCAAGAUGUACCCGCAGUACCGCUGCUCGCCGCCGGUCACGGCGAGCACCAGGGCCGUGCUGACGCUCAACAGCUUCGAGAAGGGCAAGGACGGCGGCGGCCCCUCGGAGUGCGACAACGCGUACCACAGCGACCAGGAGAAGGUGGUGGCGCUCUCCACGGGCUGGUUCAGCAACAUGGCGCGCUGCGGCCACCGGAUCAAGAUCAGCGCCGCCAACGGCAACUCCGUGUACGCCAAGGUGGUGGACGAGUGCGACUCCGUGCACGGCUGCGACGACGAGCACAACUUCGAGCCGCCGUGCGACAACAACAUCGUCGACGCCUCGCCGGCGGUGUGGGACGCCCUGGGACUCGACCAGAACGUCGGCAUGGUGGACAUCACCUGGUCCGAGCAGUGACGAGAGGACUGCGUUUGCUCCGUCUGUUGCCACUUGAUACGUGCCGUGUACAUACAUGAUACAUUACAUAUGAUUAGAGGAUACAGGUCGUGGGCUCAUUGCCUUAACUAGUGUACUGUAUGCAUGCCAUGUCAUUACUGUAUAUGGAGGAUGUAUAUAUGUCAUUAUUGAAUAUUGAAUAAAUAUUCUUGUGCACUUUUCAUGAG